AUGGUUAGCAAGCACAGUCACAGCUAUGAGAUUGUGAUAAGGAAUCUGGUCAUUUUCGAGCACCAAGAUAGCUUUGCAAGAGGCACUUUGAAGUUACAAGUAGCUUUGAUUUCUGAUCUCUCCACUGGUUUGCAAGGACCAGUCACAACUGAGAUUGUGGUAAGCAAAUCUGGUCAUUUCACAAAGACAGGCACUGUAUCUCAGCCAGAUUAG
Molecule: messenger RNA, 213 nt
Organism: Sphenostylis stenocarpa
Lineage: Eukaryota; Viridiplantae; Streptophyta; Magnoliopsida; Fabales; Fabaceae
Source: the annotation of a GenBank genome assembly